AUGCCUAUUGGAACAGACACGAUCAACCCACCCAAAGAAUCCAGAGAAUUGACCAACCAUUCGAAUGACCCACAUGCCUCAAACAAAACUUACAAAUUCAAUAUUCCUGAUCGCGUUUGGAAAGCGCCCGUCGCUACCGAAGACAAGCCCUUGAAGUACACCAUCGGUAGAACCACACCCUACAACACCCUCCCGGUCUACUCAGUCAUGAAACCUGGCUUAGGACAAAUCUGGACUCUAAUCAAAAGAAUCGAUGGUGACUUAUAUGUGCGUCUCACUUUCCUUACACUCAUUGAGCCGAUCAAAUACUGA
Molecule: messenger RNA, 312 nt
Organism: Puccinia graminis f. sp. tritici CRL 75-36-700-3
Lineage: Eukaryota; Fungi; Basidiomycota; Pucciniomycetes; Pucciniales; Pucciniaceae
Exons: 1
Coding region: 1-312 (103 amino acids)
Source: RefSeq, a predicted model, not a curated record